GAAGACAGGCCACGGCGUCCGACACACACAGAAGAAGCCGCGAGUACGAACCCGACGGUCUCCACCGCUCCUCGAUCCAUCGAAGAGAGAUGAGGACGUACGAGCUCAUCAAGGACAAGGACGACCUGGAAGCCGGCGUCAAGUACAACCGGAGAGCGUCGCGGAAGGAUGAGGCGUUCGCCGGCCAGAAGCAGGGGCAGCGCCUCGUCUCCCUCGACGUCUUCCGGGGACUCACCGUCGCGCUCAUGAUAUUUGUAGACGAUGCUGGAGCACUUUUCCCUUCCAUCAACCAUUCUCCAUGGGAUGGUGUAGCCCUUGCUGAUUUUGUGAUGCCAUUUUUCUUGUUUAUAGUUGGAGUUGCACUUGCAAUUACACACAAGGGAGUCACAAACAAAGUUGUAGCAACCAGGAAAUCGGUAUUUCGAGCAUUGAAGCUCUUUGUUGUAGGUCUUCUGAUUCAAGGUGGCUUUCUUCAUGGCCUUCACAAUUUAACUUAUGGAGUUGAUCUUUUGGGAAUAAGAUGGAUGGGAGUGCUACAGAGAAUAGCAAUAGCCUAUCUGUUGGCAGCAAUAUGUGAGAUCUGGCUUAAAACUGAUGAUAAUGUUGAUAAUGGAUAUUCCUUGAUCAGGCGAUACCGAUUGCAAUUGUUGAUGGCUUUGAUUCUUACAACCAUUUACAUGCUUCUUCUGUAUGGCUUAUAUGUACCUGAUUGGGAGUAUCAGAUAGCAGUGGGAGACUCCAUGUCGAAAUCCUUAUCAGUCAGAUGUGGAGUUAGGGGUGACACAGGACCUGCCUGCAACGCGGUGGGAAUGAUCGACCGUCGGAUCUUUGGCAUCCAACAUCUACAUAGACGUCCUGUUUAUGAGAGAACAAAGCAUAAAUUCACCAGAUAGUGGCCCACCUCCACCUGAUGCUCCUUCAUGGUGCCGAGCUCCUUUUGAUCCUGAAGGACUACUCAGGUCAGCUAUCUCUCUGCCUCACUGCCAACAAGUCGGGAGAAUCAUCCUAUUUACCUUUUCUUUGGGUGUGUUGCUGCAACUAAAAGGAAGUCAAUGCUGCAGCUCUGUAA
This is a messenger RNA of Musa acuminata AAA Group (dessert banana), 1069 nucleotides long. RefSeq lists its product as uncharacterized. The transcript has 8 exons. The record is from RefSeq and is a predicted model, not a curated record. NCBI's taxonomy places the organism in Eukaryota, Viridiplantae, Streptophyta, Magnoliopsida, Zingiberales, Musaceae.